Oncorhynchus mykiss (rainbow trout) is the source of this 2538-nucleotide messenger RNA. RefSeq lists its product as uncharacterized. Gene Ontology annotation, molecular function: DNA-binding transcription factor activity, RNA polymerase II-specific; RNA polymerase II cis-regulatory region sequence-specific DNA binding. Gene Ontology annotation, biological process: regulation of transcription by RNA polymerase II. NCBI's taxonomy places the organism in Eukaryota, Metazoa, Chordata, Actinopteri, Salmoniformes, Salmonidae. The record is from RefSeq and is a predicted model, not a curated record.
UUUUGUAAAUGUAACGUGGCCGAUCACACAGUAGGUGGCGACAUGCACGAACAAAAUGUACGUACACCAUGAUACCAAAGAAGAAGUAGAAAACGGAAGUGAACAGUAAUCGUGCAUUUUUUCAAUUUCAACGUUAGCGGUUUUUUUGUUGUAAUUUAGACGUUUAUUAACACCAUGGAACUCAAAAUAUGACUAAUUUAACUGUACAGCAUCACAUACUUACCGCAGGUGGUCUUUAAUUCACGUUGGAGAAAGGACUUGGUUGAUAGAGCUACGUAACGCUAGCUAAUUGCUAACAAUGGCUAACUGUAUGGUUUUCCACACACAAAUAGCCUCCAUUAUGGAGGUGCUAGCGAAUGCAGCCGUGGCAGAGAUAUGUAAAGUCGUCGACAACGACUAUGCUGUGUUUCGUUUAGAAAUUUCUCAAAGCCAGAAAGAAAACAGGGGGUUGCGGAGGAAACUACAACUAAUGGACUUGAAGGUGGCACGGGAGCGCGCAGAGAGGACAAUACGAGAGCGCGUCCCCGCCAGUCGUCCCAGUAGUGUCAAGAUCCUCGACCGAUACAGAGGAAUGGCAAGAGGUGAAGGACAUUUCACUGGAGGCCACAGGAGCUUUGUGAAGCCAACGGGACACAAUGCGUGGAGAGAUGACCAACCCAUAGCUGUAGAUGAGGGGAGUGGAACCUCAACCCAGCAUGUUAUUGUGAUAGAGUCUGCAGAUGCAGAGGCGGCAGGUUCUGGAGGAUCGUCUCUGGUCAAGCAGGAGAGGACUGAAGAAGACGACCCACAACACAGCAGAAACAUCCAGACUGGAGCAGCAGCUGGAGUGGCACUCCCUGUAGCCACAGCAGACCUCGUCAACGCCACGACGCCCCAGCACAGGACCCGACGCAGCAUCACGGAGGAGGAGGAGGGUCUGGAGGUGCUGCUGGUAAAGGAGGAGGAGGGUCUGGGGAACCGUAAGGGGACCAUGGUCAUGGAGGACAACCAGACUACACCUCCUGAACCCACAGAGGGACCAUCUGAGCAGCACAGGACUACACACAGUCUCACUGAGUCAGUAGACAUGGAGGAUGGGAAGCCUGAUCUGCUGCUAGUCAAAGAGGAGACAAUAGAAGAUGGACCAGAGAGCAUUGAUCUGCUGAGUGGACUAAAGAUGGGGGAGCAAGGUUGUUGGCUGGAGGCUAACAGUGGAGACUGGGUGGCCAUCUUGGAUUCCCAAUCCCAGAUGGGUGCAGACAAGGGCCCAGGGGACAACAUCACUGAGCAGGUCAGGACCAGAGGUGACAGAGUGGAGGUCAGUGGAUGGGACAGCGUCCUCAACUCUGGGCUGGGGAACAACAAUGUUAACCACAACCAGAAACAGACAUUGGAACACAAAACAACAACUGAAUUUAGUUUCCAAGACAACAGGAUGGCUGAGACCAGGGCGAGGUGUAGAUUUGGUCUGCGGGGACGGAGAGGCCAGGUUCGUAUGCAGCAGGAACGAACAGGCAUAGUCUCGGCUAGCGAGGCUCCAUCCUGCUCCUAUAGUUGUGAUUCAGAGGGACUGAUGGCGCCUCAGGUUAACCCCCUAACAGAUGCUUCCUUCAGCCUGCCUUCUAUAGGAUCUAUCAACUGGAACAUGGACCCUGCGACAACACAGACACUCCCUGGCCUUCAUCCUCCUCACACUCUCCUAAUGUUAAACCAGACAUCAGACAAUGCCAGUGCCUCAACACUAAAUGGCUACACAAGCCCAUUGACAAAUGACAGUAGUAGUAACGCUGUCAGUAGCUCCGGUGGCAAAGAGAAGCACUUCCUGUGUUCAUUCUGUGGGAAAGCCUUCAGUUUCCCCAAACAGGUGGAGAUCCACCAGAGGAUACACACGGAGGAGAAACUAUUCGGCUGCCACCUGUGCCGGGCCAGUUUCUCACACUCGUCCAAGCUGAAGAGGCACCAGAGGGUCCACACAGGAGAGAAACCCUACAACUGCCCCCAGUGUGAGAAGAGGUUCUCCCACAAGCACCAGCUGAAGAUGCACCUGAAGAUGCACACAGGAGAGAGGCCAUUCGCCUGUACACACUGUGGGAAGAGGUUCUCAGAGAGGAGCUACCUCAGGAUACACCAGCAGAAAAUGCACACGGCACAUGUAUAGAGUAUAGUGACAUGUAAUGUAGUACUAGUUAGUUUGUAGUUAAUUCUGUUGGUUUUGGAUGUAAAGGAAACUGACAAAAUAAUAAGUAUGAUGAGGCAGAGUAGAUUAUAUGGUGAUGGUUGGUGUGAUGGUGUCUGUAAACAUGCUUCACUGAUGAAGAGUGACCAACUUAGUCCCUUUAGGUUGAUGCUGGUGUUUUAUAGUGAGGUAAGGAUAGUGCCUUGAUUCAUGUUUACUUGAUAUAAAACAAUGAAGCUGUUUGUAAUGUAAUGAACCUUUUCCAAAGUAUUCUAAAAUAAUUUAUAAAAGCAAGGGUGUCAGAUGUACAGAAAAGGUCAAGUGUUACCAAAGUUAUUCUACUUGUCAUGUAUCAUUUUGUGCAAUAAAAGUUCAGUACUUCA